Molecule: messenger RNA, 2887 nt
Organism: Mus caroli (Ryukyu mouse)
Lineage: Eukaryota; Metazoa; Chordata; Mammalia; Rodentia; Muridae
Gene: Zdhhc23
Product: zDHHC palmitoyltransferase 23
Biological process (GO): peptidyl-L-cysteine S-palmitoylation; protein targeting to membrane
Cellular component (GO): Golgi apparatus; endoplasmic reticulum
Molecular function (GO): protein-cysteine S-palmitoyltransferase activity
Source: RefSeq, a predicted model, not a curated record
GGCAGGCGCGCGCACCGGCGGUGCUCACAGGUGGGCGACUCCGCCCGGCACGCCCGAGCCCGCCGUGCGGGGUCGCAGGCUCAGCCGCGCCCAGGGGAGUCGGUCCUCCUCCGGGUCCCCGCCUCUGUCCGGAGGGCAGGCGUUGGCGUUAAUGAGAAGCAAAGAUGUGUUUACAGGAUGUGAGUUGAGUUCUUGCCACCUUUACCUUCCGAGAGCUUCUUAUGCCUCUUGGUGACAGGUACAAAUCCGUACACUAAAGGGCAAUAUGAAGCCAGUCAAAAAAAAGAAAACCGAAGAACCUGAAUUGGAGCCCUUGUGCUGUUGCGAAUACAUAGAUCGAAAUGGGGAAAAGAACCACGUGGCUGCCUGUUUGUGUGAUUGUCAAGACCUCGAUGAAGGCUGUGACAGAUGGCUUACCUGUCAAUCACUUCGGCCGGAGACUUGCGAAAGAAUCACGGAUACAAUUUCUGAUCGCCUCCGAAUUCCUUGGCUCAGAGGAGCCAAAAAGGUCAAUAUUAGCAUCGUCCCUCCACUUGUGCUUUUGCCAGUUUUCCUUCACGUGGCUUCCUGGCACUUCCUGCUGGGGGUGGUGGUUCUGACCUCCCUUCCCAUGCUGGCACUCUGGUAUUACUACCUCACUCACAGAAGGAAAGAACAGACGCUGUUUUUCCUGAGCCUCGGGCUGUUCUCACUGGGCUACAUGUACUAUGUGUUCCUGCGGGAAGUGGUUCCCCAAGGGCGAGUGGGGCCCACUCAGCUGGCCCUCCUCACCUGCGGGUUAUUUCUGAUACUCAUAGCCUUGUACCGAGCCAAGAAGAAUCCAGGCUACCUCAGCAACCCAGCAUGCAAUGACAAAUCCCCAAGCAACAGCCAAAUUGAAUGCCCGGUCAAAAAAGGGCAGGAGAAGACCAAAGGGUUCCCCAGCACAGAUGCCUCGGGGAGCCUCAACAACCGCACACUGAAGGACGAUGUUAGGGGUUCCUCCAGGGUGGGGCUUGACAGCCCUGCCAAAGUGAAGGAAGACUGGUGUGCCAAGUGCCAGCUAGUACGACCCGCCCGGGCAUGGCAUUGCCGGAUAUGCGGUAUCUGUGUACGGAGAAUGGACCAUCAUUGCGUCUGGAUAAAUAGCUGCGUCGGAGAAUCAAACCAUCAAGCAUUUAUACUUGCCCUUUCCAUCUUCUUGCUCACUUCGGUUUACGGAAUAUCGCUGACCUUGAACACCAUUUGUAGGGAUAGAAGCCUCUUCACAGCCCUCUUCUACUGUCCUGGAGUUUACGCUAAUUACAGCUCAGCCCUGUCCUUCACCUGUGUGUGGUACUCUGUGAUCAUCACAGCCGGCAUGGCCUACAUCUUCCUCAUCCAGCUGAUAAACAUCAGCUACAAUGUAACCGAGAGGGAAGUGCAGCAGGCCCUUCGCCAGAAGACCGGGCGCCGGCUCCUCUGCGGGCUCAUCGUGGACACAGGCCAGUACAACAGGGGCUUCCUGCGCAACUGGCUCCAGUUCUCCACCCUAGGCACACACACAGUCCACACCCCUGCCGAAGACAUCGUCUGAAGUGCCUUCCGCGCAGCUCUGCGGGACAUUCCUGUCCUUUCCAUUUCACAUGUCAGUGUCCAUGCAGGAUUCAUUUCCACCGCCCACUUCUCAGAGGGACUGGAGGGCUAUACUCAGGUUUGGAGAGAGGACUGGAGAAAGGGCCAUUUUUCUUCUGCCUUUAUAACUUACGGGAGUUUAGUCUUGAAGCUGCGAGACAGAGCCAUUCCUUCCUGUCACCUUGCUGACUCAGGCACCAGAUGCUGCACAGAGGCUGUGGAUCACUCAAACCAUUCAUAUAAGGAAGGAUGUUAGCCAGAACUCGGGGCAUUCCUUGCCCUCCUUUCAAUUCUUAAUAGCCAUAUGACCCCUUGGUAGAGUCACUUUUCCCGAGUCUCAGGUUCAUCUGUAUGGGGGCUUCUGCUGCCUGGCUACCUCACGGAGCAGCCAUGAUGGCCACCUGAGGAGGGAUGUGGAAACAUUCCAGCCCAGUCAAGCACUCAGAGGAAUCAGGCAUCAGGAAAUCCCUGGGACCGAAGCAGACCACCUUUUGGUCAGAACAUUGACACCGAUACUAUUAAGACAAUCAGUUUGUACAGUGACGGAAAUUCUCCGUGUUAGACUUUGUUCUCACAGGUUAGCAAUGACAAGAGGGUCAAGAAAGGUCAUCUUGUCUUGAGAAGGACAGCGGAUGAAGAUGAUGAUUAUGUGCGCAGUGUGGAAUGGGAAGAAAUUUAUUUAUUUGUUAAUAUAUCAUCUUAUAGUUAUAAUCCUAACAAGUUUUUCCCUCCUUCCAUGUUUUACCUGAAUGAGGCGCUAGCACACUGGUAGUGGUGGCUGGAAGGUGAGGAGACUGUCCUCUGAGAACACUGCCCCUCUUCUGUGGCUGUGGAGGCUGCUUACUAUCAAGGGCUUGAUUUUUUUAUUAUUGUUCGUGUAUUUCCAGUGCUGUAGGUUUACGGCACUGAAUGGGAACAUCAGCCUGCCAUGAACUCUCUACGGGGUGACUGACACCUUCCCAGGUCCACACUACCCAUUAACCUCCCUAGGAACGCGCAUCUCACUAGGAGAGAAGAGCACGGCACAUGCGCUCCCCAGCACGGAACAGAGCAUUGCUUUCCAGCUCUUCCCCAGGACUAAGAUGAUUCCUUUGUGUCUCAGAACUGAAACUUGGAGAAGUCUGCAGAUUGGGCCCUCUUUCUGCCAUAGAAACAGGAGGAAAACUCCAUCUUGAAAGCAUUUGUCUUUUACACGUGUACUGUUUCGGGAUCCCAAAGAUAAUCUGUGAGACCUUUUUUUUUUAAAUUUAUAUUAGGUAUUUUCCUCGUUUACAUUUUCAAUGCUAUCCCAAAA